AUGCUCGAUAACGGAAUAGUCAGACCAUCGGAAAGCCCGUGGUCUUCACCACUACAUUUAGUCCCUAAAAAAGAUAAUGGCUGGCGUCCCUGCGGAGACUAUAGAAUGUUGAAUGCCCGUACUAUACCCGAUAGGUAUCCAAUUAGGCAUAUUCAGGACUUCGCACACAGUAUUUCAGGCUGUACCAUCUUUAGUACACUUGACCUUGUCAGGGCCUAUAACCAAAUACCGGUCCAUCCUGACGACAUUCCAAAAACCGCAGUAACAACACCUUUCGGCCUGUUUGAAUUUGCUUUCAUGAAUUACGGUUUGAAAAACGCGAGCCAAACGUUCCAGAGGUUCGUAGACGAAAUGACUCGGGAGUUAGACUUUUGUUAUUGCUACUUAGAUGAUUUUCUAAUAUUUUCAAAGGACGAGGCUCAACAUGAAGUACAUUUACGUAAAAUAUUUAGCAUACUUAAGGGAUAUGGCAUGUUAAUAAACACGUCUAAGUGCGUUUUCGGUGCCCGAGAAAUAUCUUUUUUAGGAUAUAGCAUCUCGGUGUCAGGCACCAAACCACUUGACUCGAAAAUCGAAGCCAUUAAAAAAUUUCCAUUGCCUACUGACGUACGUCAGCUACGACGUUUCUUAGGCAUGAUCAAUUUUUACAGGCGCUUCUUGCCACGUAUGGCAGAAAAGCAAGCGCCACUUAACAAUUUAUUAAAAGGCGUGCUGAAAAAUAAACAGCCAAUCAUUUUAUCAGGCGAAUCUUUAAAGGCUUUCGAAGCCUGCAAAGAAAGUCUUUCUGACGCUGCAUUGUUAGCGCAUCCCGAUUGCCAGGCAAAAUUCGCUCUUGUCACAGACGCUUCGGACAAGGCAAUAGGAGCUGUAUUACAACAGCUGAAAGACGACGCAUGGCAGCCCUUAGCUUUUUUCUCACGCAAACUUAGCACGUCUCAAAAAAAAUAUUCACCUUAUGACAGGGAGCUUCUGGCAAUAUAUGAGGCAAUCAAAUAUUUUCGCCACAUGCUGGAAGCUAGAAAUUUUAUAGUGUACACUGACCAUAAGCCGAUCAGUUUCGCAUUUCACGAACGAAAAAGAAACUGUUCUCCUAGGCAGUACAGACACUUGGAUUAUAUAUCUCAAUUCACCACAGACAUCCGACACAUUUCUGGCAAGGACAAUGUUGUUGCCGACACUUUGUCCCGGGUUGAAGUUUUGGAACCUCCGAUAGACCUCGAAGCUUUAGCGAAAAGUCAGGUUUCUGAUCCCGAGUUAGAAAAGCUUAUCCGAGAAGGCUCUUCACUGCGUCUUGAAAAAUUAACCAUACCUGGAAGCCGUAUUUCAUUAUACUGUGACGUCAGUACACGACUUCCAGGCCGUUCGUGA
This is a messenger RNA of Parnassius mnemosyne (clouded apollo), 1368 nucleotides long. NCBI's taxonomy places the organism in Eukaryota, Metazoa, Arthropoda, Insecta, Lepidoptera, Papilionidae. The record is from the annotation of a GenBank genome assembly.